This is a messenger RNA of Populus trichocarpa (black cottonwood), 1995 nucleotides long. RefSeq names its product bifunctional 3-dehydroquinate dehydratase/shikimate dehydrogenase, chloroplastic. Gene Ontology annotation, biological process: shikimate metabolic process; chorismate biosynthetic process. The transcript has 11 exons. The record is from RefSeq and is a predicted model, not a curated record. NCBI's taxonomy places the organism in Eukaryota, Viridiplantae, Streptophyta, Magnoliopsida, Malpighiales, Salicaceae. Gene Ontology annotation, molecular function: NADP binding; 3-dehydroquinate dehydratase activity; shikimate 3-dehydrogenase (NADP+) activity. The coding region runs from base 148 to 1764 and encodes 538 amino acids.
CAUACAACAACAAUAGCAGCACUCCACCAAACACCAAAUUAUCCUUUUCCUCUCUCUCUUUUCUUUUCUAUCCCUCCCCUGCCAACUCUCAGUCAACAUUUCCACAACAGCACAGACACUUUUAGAGCAAAAAGAAAGAAAGAAAAGAUGGAUUCUGCAAGCAACGUCCUGUUAGCUUCAUCACCUUCUGCUGCUGCCGCGGUGGGAAUGGGGAGCGGGGGAGUAAGGAGGAAUCCAACAUUAAUAUGUACGCCGAUCAUGGCUGAUUCUGUUGAUAAGAUGGCGAUUCUUAUGGCUGAAGCUAAAUCUGUGGGUGCUGAUUUGGUUGAAAUUCGUUUGGAUAGUUUAAAGGAUUUCAAUCCUAAUUCCGAUAUCAAAACCCUAAUUCUUCACUCUCCUUUACCCACUCUUUUCACUUACAGGCCAAUGUGGGAAGGUGGUCAGUAUAAUGGCGAUGAAAAACCGCGAUUGGAUGCGCUUCGAUUAGCCAUGGAGCUCGGAGCUGAUUAUAUUGAUGUUGAGCUCAAGGUUGCUCAUGAAUUCAAUGAGUUGCUAAGAGGAAACAAGCCUGGGAAGUGCAAGCUCAUUGUUUCUUCUCACAACUAUGAGAAUACUCCCUCGGUUGAGGAACUUGGUAAUCUUGUGGCAAGAAUACAGGCUGCCGGUGCUGAUAUUGUUAAGAUUGCCACGACUGCUUUGGAUAUUUCUGAUGUUGCGCGCAUUUUUCAAAUAACUGUUCAUUCUCAAGUUCCAAUAAUUGGACUUGUCAUGGGUGAGAGGGGAUUGAUUUCACGGAUACUUUGCGCUAAAUUCGGUGGUUAUCUCACCUUCGGCACCCUUGAGUCAGGGGUUGUUUCAGCCCCUGGUCAACCAACGAUCAAGGAUUUGUUAGAUCUAUACAACUUCAGACUAAUUGGACCUGAUACUAAAGUAUUCGGAAUUAUUGGGAAGCCUGUUGGCCACAGCAAAUCACCUGUUCUAUUCAAUGAAGCAUUCAAGUCAGUUGGUAUCAAUGGGGUCUAUGUGCAUUUAUUAGUGGAUGACAUUGCACGUUUUCUCCAGACUUACUCAUCCACAGAUUUUGCAGGAUUCAGUUGCACAAUUCCUCACAAAGAAGAUGCUGCGAAGUGCUGUGAUGAGGUUCAUCCAGUUGCAAAGUCAAUAGGAGCUGUUAAUUGCAUUAUAAGAAGACAAAAUGAUGGGAAGCUAUUUGGCUACAAUACAGAUUAUGUUGGUGCUAUUUCUGCUAUUGAGGAAGGACUGCGAGCCUCACAAAAUGUUAGCAAUACAGUUGGUUCACCCUUAGCUGGGAAGUUGUUUGUGGUCAUUGGUGCUGGUGGUGCCGGCAAGGCACUUGCUUAUGGUGCAAAAGAAAAGGGGGCAAGAGUUGUCAUUGCCAAUCGCACCUAUGAGCGCGCAAAAGUACUUGCUGACAUAAUUGGAGGAGAUGCUAUAACUCUUGCUGAUCUGGAGAAUUUCCAUCCAGAGGAUGGCAUGAUUCUUGCAAACACAACAUCUAUUGGAAUGCAACCAAAAGUCGAUGAAACACCUGUUUCCAAGAACGCUUUGAGAUCUUACUCCCUGGUUUUUGAUGCUGUUUACACCCCUAAAAUAACCAGACUCUUGAGAGAAGCAGAAGAAUCUGGAGCCAAGAUUGUCACAGGGUUAGAGAUGUUCAUUGGGCAAGCAUACGAACAGUUUGAGAGGUUUACUGAAUUACCUGCACCCAAAGAACUCUUUCAGAAGAUCAUGUCAAAGUACUAGAGUGGUGGUGCAACGCCAAUAUUAUAUUGCAGCUGGUUUCUUUUUCCGUUGUGGCUCAAUUUAAAGUAUUAAAUGAUCUCUGGUUGAUUUAACACUGUUAAUUCCCACAACCUGUAACUCAUUUUUCACUGAUGAAAUAGAUUAGGAUUUAUGUGAACUCUAGUGGAAACCUUAUGUAUUGCGAAGUGAUGAAAGUUUAUUUGGUCAGUUGCUGUGUCUGACCAUUCUUCU